This is a messenger RNA of Nannizzia gypsea CBS 118893, 2040 nucleotides long. Its product is annotated as RING finger protein. The record is from RefSeq and is a predicted model, not a curated record. Gene Ontology annotation, molecular function: ubiquitin protein ligase activity; protein binding. Gene Ontology annotation, biological process: mitotic spindle assembly checkpoint signaling; ubiquitin-dependent protein catabolic process; protein ubiquitination. The coding region runs from base 1 to 2040 and encodes 679 amino acids. Gene Ontology annotation, cellular component: mitotic spindle pole body; cytosol; ubiquitin ligase complex. NCBI's taxonomy places the organism in Eukaryota, Fungi, Ascomycota, Eurotiomycetes, Onygenales, Arthrodermataceae. The transcript has 3 exons.
AUGACCACCGCCGCGCCGCCGACCUGCCCGUCGACUUCCACGCCGUCGUUUGGAAGCAGACUGCGCCGUCUGAGCCAGCGACGGCCGCAGACACAGUCCAACGGGCCUGUCCAAGGCUCCUCAGCGUCCGCUAACCACCGUUCGUAUCGCAAGCGGCUUAGCUGGGUCGUUGGCCGGGGCUCUUCUCAUCUUCCCGCGGCCCCAGAAGGAGAAGAAGACGGAGAGCCAAACCAUCACCAUCACCACCAACAUCAACACAACCACGACAUCCACGACGGCGACGACCACGACCACAGAUCGUCGCUUCAGCAACAGGAAAACUCCGAUCUGUUGCAUGCUGAGCUGGACCGCAGCGCCUCGGCGGAGCUCGAGUCCUCGUCGCAGCGGUACAGCGUCUUCAGUCGCUCUGACGCUGAGAGCAGUGAGUCCUCGACGUCGGAGGACAGGCCAGAGCAGCUAGCGGAGGCAGGCUUUCGGUCUCGCAGACACCAGCAGGCCUCUCUCUCGCAGGAUACCACAAGCUACACCAUGGCCCAGGCCCUGAACAUGGCGUCCGUCGUCGUGGGCGCGGCCGCUUCUUCGCCUAUUUCUCCCUCCGCCGCCGCCAUCGCCGCCGCGGACACCAGUAACAGCGGCAGCGGCAGAGCACCGGACCAGCCGACGACCUCUUCCACCGCCCACCAUUCUACAUCCCAGAACGGCCACUCCUCCUCGGGCACGGGAGACUCGACUGAGACGUCGAUGUCUGCGUCAAACUCGCCCGACCAGCAACACCAGGAUCAGCAGUCCAUCAUCCGUUUCUUCGCCUAUCAAGACCCCCACCAGAACUCCAGGCCCUCGCUCCCCUUCGCUCCCAUGACACGAACCAUCACAGACGAAUCAGCCAUUAUAAAAGUCGGCCGGUACUCUGAGCGUGAGGGCAUACCCGCUGAAGGUGCCGCGGGAUCGUCCUCUGCUCCCGUCGGCUUCAAAUCCAAGGUCGUCAGCCGGAAACACUGCGAGUUCUCCUUUAUCGGCGGGCAGUGGCAUAUCAAGGAUGUCGGGAGCUCCUCGGGCACCUUUCUCAACCAUAUGCGUCUCAGUCAGCCUAAUGUACCGUCCAGACAGUAUGCAGUGCGGGAUGGUGAUAUCGUACAGCUAGGGAUCGACUUUAGAGGCGGUGAAGAGCUCAUUUUUAGAUGUGUGCGCAUCCGCAUAGAAUGCAACAGGAUGUGGCAGCAGAGAGCAAACCAGUUCAAUAAAAACACGGAAGCUCUUAUCACUAAUCUUGGAAAGGGCUCUAUGGAUGCCACAGACUACGAAGGCUGCAGGGAAUGCUCCAUAUGUCUCGGCUCUGUUUUGCGUCCAUACCAGUGCCUGUUCAUGGCUGCCUGUGCCCAUGUCUGGCACUACAAAUGCAUCCGCCGGCUAAUACACUCUCCUGAAUAUCCCAUGUUCCAAUGUCCAAACUGCCGAGCGUACACAGAUUUGAACGCAGAAGUAGACGACUCAAACGACCCAUAUGAAGAAAAAAUCAAUCCUUCCCCUAAUACCCAGCCGCAGCAGCAGCCGCAACAACCACAGCAACCACAACAGCAACCGCAACAGCAACAGCAACGUUACCCACCUCAGCCUCUAGAAAAUAACACAACCACUACCAACACUACUUCCCGAACGCAUACAGCCAACAACUCAAGCUCAGCCCCGCCCAUUGUCUAUACACACACAGAAACUGACGGGCCCCUCGCAACUGCUACAGGGAAUAUGACCCUCGAAUCUGACCCUGAACCGGAGCCGGAGCCGGAGCAUGACCCAUCAGACGGCCCGGACGGAGACGUCUUCCACCCGGCCGUAGAGCAACCAUUAGGCGCUCAUUCAAACGACGUCCACCGCAGUCAGAACAUCGACAUAUUAUCUCCAAACUCGAAUACUCGAACAGGUAUGGGCAGAAGGAGGGUGCCGGACAGAGCAAACCGAGACACGAUAUACGUUGAAGAUCCCCUAACACCACGAAACGAUACAGGACUCCUAGCCCUCGACGGCCGUGCCGGGCGGCUCUAA